AUGCAGCACAAUCAGCAGCAUCCCCAGCAAUUCAAUCAUCACGGCCAACAGCAUCAGCAGGGCCAUCAAUUCCCUCCUCAGCAUCAGCGGCUCGGAGGUCACCAGCAGCAACCUCAGAGCUUCAACAUGAUGCAGCCUGCCCCUGGUAACUACCAUCCCCAAAUGCAGAUGCAGAUGCAGAUGCCUCCUUCACAGGCCCCGUACCCUGGCGGACCGCCGCGUCGUCCCCGCAUCUUUGCGCAGUCGUUCAACCAGGAGAACAAUCUGCCUCAGCAGCAGUUCUUCGGACAGCCUCAGUCGCAGUCGCAAGCUCCUCAGCAGCACUUUGGACAGCAGUCGCGGUCGCAAGUUGCCCAUCCUCAGCAACAGCGUGGUCAAGUCUUCAACAACCACCCUCAGCAAGCCAUGCAUCAUCAGCAGGCUAUGCGGCCUCAGCAAGCUCAAACUCCCCAGCAGCACAAUGGUCAAGUCUUCCACCGUACCCCUCAGCAGUCGCCGUCGCCGUCGCAAGUUGCUCCCCAGCAGCACUUCGGCCAGCAGUCGCAGUCGCAAGUCCAUCCUCAACAGCAGAAUGGUCAAGUCUUCAACCACCCUCGGCAAGCCCAAGCUCCUCAGCAGCAGCAGCAGCGCUUCCAUCACCCCCAGCAGCAGGCUAUGCACCCCCAGCAGCAAGCCAUGUUUCAUCAGGCGCAGGCGCAGAUGAACUUCCAGCAGCAGCAGCGGCAGCAGCAGGGCGUUGCCGCUGACCCUAACCUCACCUCCAACGAUCCCAUGAUGAACUCGCUGGGCAGCGACUCGAACAUUGAUAACUUUGACCUUGGCGACUUCGAGGUCGACAACGUUGACUUCGGUGACGCUGAUCUGAGCAACUUUGACUUCAACGAUUUUGGCGGCGGCAAUCUCCAGGGUCAGCAGCAGCAGUCGCAGAACGUCAUCUCUCAGAAUGCCGUCAAUUGGCCAUCCGAGAAUUUGGUCCAGAGCCAGGCGUCGCAUGCUGCGAACCAUGGUCGCAACAAUUCGUUAGUGUCCUUGAUGACUCCGAGCCCGUCUGUCGAUAACUCGUAUGGUGGUGCUUUCGUCAAUUCCUCUCCUGCCGACAAUUCCUUCAACACUUCCAUCACCACUCCCGCAGCGACUCCGAAGAAUUCUUUCUGCAGCUUUUCUCCUGCCAACAAUGUUCACAACUCCCCGAACACCAGUCCUGUCGCCGAGUCGUCUAACUCAUCUGCCGACUUUCCCGUUGAUGACCCCUUCAAUAAUCAGCCGUCGCAAGUUGCCAACCAUAGCCGUGCCAACUCGUCAGUGGCUUUGACUCCCCCUCAUCCUCCUGCCGACAACUCGUAUGGCCAGGCCGGCGACAAUAACGUCAGUCUCGAUCAGGCCUUGCUCGACGCCUUCAACAACAGUCCCGAGUUGCCCAGCUCUUUCACCAAUGAUGCCUCUUCCAACUCUCCCGGCCAGGCUUCUCACAACUCUGCCAACACCAAUACCGUCGCGGAUGCGCCCAACACUUCCACCGACAGUGCCGCAGAGGACUUCUCAGCUGGCUCUCCCUCGGGAAAUACACUCAACUCUUUUGACUCCGCUCCCGUCCAGGACUCCUCAGCUGGCUUUGAUGUCCAAGUUGCCGACAACAACUUUAGUGACAACAACUUGGGUGACUUGUCGGGAUCUUUUGUUCCUGCGAGCGAGAACCAACAUAGCCUGGUUGAUCUCACAGAUGACAACGUCGCCUUUGGCCAGGGAAUGCAGAUUGCCAACAAUGGCCAGGUCGAUCCCUUCACCUCAUUUGCCUCGCCAGCUGAGAAUCACCAGCAGCAGGCUUUCAACUUCGCACAAGAGCACCAGUUCAAUGCACACCAGCAGCAAGCCUUCUUCAACGCACCGGGUGUUCAGUCUGACCAGCAAUACGGCUCGCCUCAGAUCCCUAGCAACCCAUUGCCUGCUGAACAAACCCCCACUCCCGCGGCCAAGACGUCGACCAGGAAGAAGGCAGCUUUGCCCAAGAAGCCUGCCGCCAAGCGUCCUGCUGCAAAGCGAACGAGAAAGACCAAGGCUCCUGCUAACAACGAGCCGUCUGAGGAUGUUGACGAUGGUGCUAUCGGCGAUGCGGACGACAACGAGUAUCUCUGGGGAGCUGAGCUUCAACCCAAUGAGUAUUCGUAUGAUCUCGAUGACUCCCUUCGCACCUUUAGCGAUUCGGUUCCCCAGAGGAAUGUAUCCACCAUGAACGGUAAUCUGCCGCUGCCUGCUCUUGCUGACAAUGGCAUCGCUCCUGCCAACGAGUUUAUCGCGCCCGCCAAUAAUUUCGAGAACGGCACUCUUAUCGCGCCCCAUCCAGGCAACACUUACAUUGCUCCUGCCAGCAAUGGCAUCGAGAACGAUCCUAUCGCCCAAGUGCUCGACCGGUUCAACGAGGAACAAGCCCGACUCCAGGCCAUGGCGCAGCAGACUCAACAGGUAAGCAUCGCAAUUUCCCACAUCCUCGACAGGUUGACCAACACAGACCAGAAACCGCAAUUGACCAUCGAUGUGAACCUUCAGGCCCCGGCCAGGAGCCCUCCCAACAAGCGAAAGCGUGGCAACACGGCUAGCACACCAGCCGUCCAGGAAACCGCCCCGGCGCCCAAGAGGAGAAGAGUCGCGAAACCGAGGGCCAAGGCGAAGGGCAGUCUGUCCAAGUCGGCCUCCUCCGCCAAGUUCGGUCUCGGCAAGGGCGCAGGUACCGGUCUGAACUCCCCCAGGACCAUGUACGUCUUUGACGAGAAAGCCUUCUACUUGAUCCCCGCCAGUAUCAUGCCGGCCUUCCUCAAUUUCGUCAAUACCCCCAUAGAGAGACCGAUCGAACAGCAACCACCUGCUCCUAUAGCAUGGACUGCAACCUCUCUGACAACACAACAACAACAACAACAACAGCCUGUCGUUCAGCAGCAGGAUUUCUCUCAGCAACAGCCUGCUCCUGUUGAGCAGCAGUUCUCCACCGAGCAACAGCAGUCUUUCGAUCAACAGCUGCCUGCUCCUGUUUUGCAACAGGAUACAUUCCAACAGGAUGACUGGGAGCCUGCAUACGACGUCGAGGGUCGCCUCCUCACCCUGCUCCAAGACGACGAAGCCAACGAGCAAAACAUGUGGAAUGAUGACGACGCUUCCCCCUCGUCUCUCCGUCAACCCGUCCCCCUAAGCGAAGCAGCGAUCGCGUUUGGCAUCACCAACCCCUCGACCUUACACAGCCAGGCGUCCACGUCGCCUGUUCAAAACCCACCGCAUGCCUCCUCGUCACCUGCCCCUGCCCCUCCUGCCUUUGGCCCUGGAUCCGAGUUCCCAUUUUCCCGAAAGCCAAAGCCCUUCGGCAGCGACCUCGACAAAAACGGCGCCGUCAUCCUCGACCCGAACCCCGAGCGCAGCUACCGUAGUGUGCCUAACAACCGCGAGAUCAUCGAGAAGUUCAGCUUGGCUCCGAUAGGCCGCGGCACCGAGCGCGACGUGAGCCAUCUCGACUACUUUAUCGACCUGGCCCGCCGCAGCGGCUUGCUCACUUGCGGCGGCGAUCACGAGGAGAUCCCCGGCGCUUUCCGCUGGGAGUCGUGGAAGACUGCCGAGGAGAAUCUGCUAGCGCUGCGUCCGUUUCUGGGCACUUAUAGCACCAGGGAUUGGUUCACUCAGUGGGAGGCAAAGGAGAACCCGAUUCAGAUUGCUGAGCGGGAGGAGGAGGAUGUGUAG
Sordaria macrospora k-hell is the source of this 3720-nucleotide messenger RNA. NCBI's taxonomy places the organism in Eukaryota, Fungi, Ascomycota, Sordariomycetes, Sordariales, Sordariaceae. The record is from RefSeq and is a predicted model, not a curated record.